Molecule: messenger RNA, 318 nt
Organism: Babesia sp. Xinjiang
Lineage: Eukaryota; Apicomplexa; Aconoidasida; Piroplasmida; Babesiidae
Product: putative HIT-like protein
Exons: 2
Coding region: 1-318 (105 amino acids)
Cellular component (GO): cytoplasm
Molecular function (GO): hydrolase activity
Source: RefSeq, a predicted model, not a curated record
AUGACUUGGUAUGUUUUUUGCCGAUUGUGUUUCUAUAUGCUUCAGAUAUUGGCAUUCCACGACAUAAACCCUGUAGCUCCUGUACAUAUUUUGGUUAUUCCUAAGAAGCGUAGUGGUUUAUCUCGUCUGAGCCGUGCCACUGACGAGCAUGCCCAUAUUCUAGGACACAUGAUGGUGAAGGUGGCACAGAUCGUGCGUGAGAACAACAUUGGUGACUUCAGGCUUGUAGUGAACAACGGCCCCCAAGGGGGCCAAGAGGUUUACCACCUACACCUACAUAUCAUUGGCGGCCGUCCGAUGGGUUGGCCACCAGGAUGA